Dinoponera quadriceps is the source of this 21489-nucleotide messenger RNA. RefSeq names its product ankyrin-3-like. Bases 392 to 20170 code for a protein of 6592 amino acids. Gene Ontology annotation, cellular component: extracellular region; T-tubule. The transcript is spliced from 38 exons. The record is from RefSeq and is a predicted model, not a curated record. Gene Ontology annotation, molecular function: protein binding; lipid binding. Gene Ontology annotation, biological process: lipid transport; lipoprotein metabolic process; regulation of cardiac muscle contraction. Lineage: Eukaryota; Metazoa; Arthropoda; Insecta; Hymenoptera; Formicidae.
AGUUUCGGGAAGGGCGGUCGCGUUACGCUUUCCUCGUCGCGCGAUUCGCGGAGAGUCGGGGUAUCACAUAUUCGUGUGCGCGGCGGCGGCGGCCGGUCGAUGCGAGGGGAAACGCCGCGGCGAGAGAACGCAACGGAAAAAUGACGGCGUGUCGCCGUGUGCCGAUUUGACAAGUGAAGAGGAAACGCUCGGAUGGGAACAGUGUCUCGUUCGAAUACCGCGGUGCUCGACGCUUGGGGACUUUGAAAGAUACCGGGAUCCCGCGAGCCCUGGACCGAGAAGGUUGGGAAUUAACGAGCGGAAAUAUCGGGGGAGCGGGGGAGGCGAGAACGACGGCGGCGAGGGUGUGAGAGGGUGGUGAAUCGACGGAGCAGUCGAAGACGGGGCGAGGAUGACGGGCGAGGACGGGAAGGGCGGCGGCGCCGUCACCGGCGGCACCGGGGCGAACGUCACCGACAACGCUAACAACGUAAACGCGAACGUGAACGUCAGCCAGCAGAACGGCGGACCGGAAAAGGCGCCUGUCGUCGGCGGCACCAACGUGGAGACGCUGCCACGCGCCGGGAAGCAGAGCGACCCCAGCACCGCGUUCCUGCGGGCGGCUCGCGCUGGACAACUCGAGAAGGUCCUGGAGUACUUAGAGUCCGGAGUGGAUAUCAACGCUUCUAACGCUAAUGGCUUAAACGCUUUGCACUUGGCAGCUAAAGACGGCCACUUGGAGAUCGUGAGGGAGCUCCUAAAUCGCGGCGCGAUCGUAGACGCCGCUACUAAAAAGGGAAACACAGCAUUGCACAUAGCUUCUCUUGCUGGACAAGAGGAGGUUGUACAAUUGUUGGUGCAACGAGGAGCCUCCGUGAAUGCACAAUCGCAAAAUGGAUUCACGCCGCUGUACAUGGCUGCCCAGGAAAAUCACGACUCCGUGGUCAAGUAUCUCCUCAGCAAGGGUGCGAAUCAGACAUUGGCCACCGAGGACGGUUUUACUCCGUUGGCGGUGGCUAUGCAACAGGGUCACGACAAGGUGGUAGCCGUUCUGCUAGAAAACGACACUCGCGGUAAAGUUCGACUGCCCGCUCUACACAUCGCCGCGAAGAAAGACGACUGCAAAGCGGCCGCUCUACUUUUGCAAAACGACCAUAAUCCCGAUGUAACGUCGAAGAGCGGCUUCACGCCGCUUCACAUUGCGGCGCAUUAUGGCAACGACCGAAUCGCCUCCCUGCUUUACGACAGAGGCGCGGAUGUGAAUUUCGCGGCGAAGCACAAUAUCACACCGAUGCACGUGGCGGCGAAAUGGGGCAAGAUCAAGAUGGUGAAUCUCCUGAUGAGCAAGGGUGCGAACAUCGAGGCGAAAACGAGAGACGGCCUGACUCCGUUGCACUGCGCGGCCAGAUCCGGGCAUCACGAGGUAGUGGACAUACUGAUCGAGAAAGGGGCGCCGAUCGGCUCGAAAACGAAGAAUGGUCUUGCGCCGUUGCACAUGGCUUCUCAAGGGGAUCACGUCGACGCCGCGAGGAUCUUGUUGUACCACCGCGCUCCCGUCGACGAGGUGACGGUGGACUACCUGACCGCAUUGCACGUAGCUGCGCACUGCGGCCACGUGCGGGUGGCCAAACUGCUCCUGGACAGGAACGCCGAUCCCAACGCGCGGGCCCUCAACGGAUUCACCCCGCUUCAUAUCGCGUGUAAGAAGAAUCGAAUAAAGGUGGUGGAGCUCCUCCUGAAGCACAAAGCUAGCAUCGAAGCUACGACUGAGUCUGGAUUAACCCCGCUGCACGUGGCGAGUUUCAUGGGGUGCAUGAAUAUCGUGAUAUACUUGCUGCAACACGAAGCCAGCCCCGACAUACCGACAGUGAGAGGCGAAACGCCAUUACACCUAGCUGCCAGAGCGAACCAAACUGAUAUUAUUAGAAUACUUCUUAGGAACGGCGCCCAAGUCGACGCUCGAGCGAGAGAGGAACAGACGCCGCUUCACGUCGCUUCCCGCUUGGGCAACGUCGACAUCGUGAUGCUUCUGCUGCAACACGGCGCGGGGGUAGAUGCUACAACGAAGGAUUUAUAUACUCCGCUUCAUAUCGCUGCUAAAGAGGGCCAGGAGGAGGUCGCAUCCGUAUUAUUAGAGAACAGCGCGUCGCUUACCGCUACGACCAAGAAAGGAUUCACCCCCUUGCAUUUGGCGGCCAAGUACGGCAACAUGAACGUAGCGCGACUUUUGUUGCAGAAGAACGCGCCCGUUGACGCUCAAGGAAAGAACGGGGUGACGCCUCUUCACGUAGCGUCCCAUUACGAUCAUCAGAACGUGGCUCUACUUUUACUCGAUAAAGGAGCCUCGCCUCAUGCCAUGGCUAAAAACGGACACACACCGUUGCAUAUUGCCGCACGCAAGAAUCAGAUGGACAUCGCAACUACUUUGUUGGAGUACGGAGCAAAAGCCAAUGCGGAAUCAAAGGCUGGUUUCACACCGUUACAUUUGAGUGCACAAGAAGGCCACACUGAUAUGUCAACUCUUCUUAUCGAGCAUAAGGCGGACACGAAUCACAAAGCAAAGAAUGGCCUUACGCCUUUGCAUCUAUGCGCACAAGAAGACAAGGUGAACGUCGCCUCCAUUCUCGUGAAGAAUGGUGCUCAGAUCGACGCUAAGACCAAGGCUGGGUACACGCCGUUGCACGUGGCGUCGCACUUCGGCCAAGCAGCCAUGGUGCGGUUCCUCCUGAGAUCCGGCGCAGAGGUCGACAGCAGCACCAAUGCCGGCUACACUCCUCUUCACCAGGCCGCGCAGCAAGGACACACCCUGGUCAUCAAUCUGCUUUUGGAGAGCAAAGCCAAGCCGAACGCUGUGACCAACAACGGGCAGACUGCUCUGGACAUCGCGCAAAAGCUCGGCUACAUCAGCGUCAUCGAGACACUGAAGGUCGUCACCGAGACCAUCAUCACGACCACUCACACCGUCACCAUCGAGGAGAAGUACCGUGUGCAAGCGCCCGAGUCCAUGCAGGAGACCUUCAUGAGCGACAGCGAGGACGAAGGGGGUGGUGAUGAAAUCGGCACCGCAGCCAUGAAUGUGUACGGGCAGCCUCCGCACGCGCAACACGUGUACCUUCCUUCUUACUACCAGGGCCAAAUGACCUAUACCCGUGAGGAUCCGAUGCUCAGCGACCAACAGCAGUAUCGAUACAUGACUGUUGACGACAUGAAAUCCAUGGGGGAUGACUCGAUGCGCGUGAACGUGACGGACGAUGAGAGAGACAAUCGACAUUCCGGAGCGCCGACCAUAACCGAGAUGAUCACGAAGGAGAACUACCAGCGUACGACCGCGGCGAAUCUCAAGCCGGACAACGUGGACAUCAACAGGCAUCCAGUGCACGUCGGCGCGUCCCUAGAGUCCCUAUGCACUUCGCUGGCAGCCCUCAGUACCGCGCCGAAGGGACAAGGAAUGUGGAGGGACAGAAUUCCACAGUGGAGAAACUUCCUGGUUUCCUUCCUGGUGGACGCGAGAGGUGGUGCAAUGCGCGGAUGCAGGCACAGCGGCGUCCGCGUGAUUGUCCCACCGCGCAAAGCCGCGAUGCCUAUGCGUGUCACAUGCAGAUACUUGAGAAGGGACAAAUUGACGAAUCCACCACCCUUGAUGGAGGGGGAGGCGUUGGCCAGCCGUAUCCUCGAACUGGGGCCUGUGGGUGCAAAAUUCUUAGGCCCUGUUAUCAUAGAGGUACCACACUUCGCGUCGCUGCGCGGAAAGGAGCGGGAAAUAGUGAUUCUUCGAUCGGACAACGGAGAGACCUGGCGCGAGCACACCUUGGAAGCCAGCGAGGAGGCUGUCCAAGAUGUGCUUAACGAGAGCUUUGAGGGAGAAGAGCUAAGCCAGCUGGAAGAUCUCCAAACGUCACGCAUCGUUAGGAUACUCACCGUAGAUUUUCCACAUUACUUCGCGGUGGUAUCUCGUAUCAGGCAAGAGGUCCAUGCGGUUGGCCCCGAGGGCGGCACCGUGUCGUCGUCCGCUGUGCCACAAGUACAAGCUGUCUUCCCGCAAGCGGCCCUUACCAAGAAGAUCAGAGUCGGUCUGCAGGCACACCCGAUACCCGCGGAUCUCGUUGCCAAAUUACUCGGGAACAGAGUGGCGGUGUCUCCGAUCGUUACCGUCGAGCCGAGACGAAGAAAGUUCCACAAACCGAUAACCUUAACUAUCCCGGUGCCACAGGCGGCCAACAAGGGAAUGAUCAACCAAUACUCCGGGGACGCACCGACCUUGAGGCUCCUGUGCAGCAUAACUGGGGGUCAGACUCGGGCAGUCUGGGAGGACGUCACAGGCUCGACGCCGCUGACCUUCGUGAAAGAUUGCGUCUCCUUCACCACUACAGUCUCCGCACGCUUCUGGCUGAUGGACUGCCGUAACAUCUCCGAGGCCACGAAAAUGGCCACGGAACUGUACACGCACGCAACUCACGUGCCGUUCAUGGCCAAGUUCGUGGUGUUCGCGAAACGAGUGGAUCCAAUGGAGGCGAGACUACGCGUGUUCUGCAUGACGGACGACAAAGAGGACAAGACUCUGGAGCACCAGGAACACUUCACGGAAGUCGCCAAGAGCAGAGACGUUGAGGUUCUGGAGGGGAAGACGCAGUACAUGGAGUUCACGGGCAAUCUCGUGCCCGUGCUGAAGACCGGCGAGCAGCUCCAGCUGCCGUUCCGGGCGUUCAAGGAGAACCGAGUGCCGUUCACCGCGAGGAUAAAGGACCCGGACGCCGCGGACAUGAUGGGCCGCAUCAUGUUCAUGAGCGAGCCGAAAGUUCCACGUGGCGAGCUGCCGCAGACGCCGAUCUGCACGCUGAAUAUCCUGCUGCCCGAGAAGAUUUCGCCGGACACCGCGGUCUCCGAGCUCGACCUGCUCGAGCUGUCCAAGAACUACAGCUUCCUGCGCGACGGUGGAAUAAGCAGACCGGACGCCAUCCACAGAGCGACUAUUCGUCUGACGGACAUCGCCAAUCUGCUGAACACGGAUUGGGAACAGUUGGCCGAGGAGCUGAACAUACCGCCGAACGAUGUGGCCCUGAUCAAGCAGGAGUACCCGGAUAAACCGGCGCAGCAGGCAGCUGCGAUGUUCAAGAUCUGGCAGAACAACGGGAACAAAGCCACCGGGAAUACGUUGGAAAAGGCGCUCAACAAGAUCGGCCGCGAAGAUAUAGUGAACAAGUGUAUCUUCAACGUCGAGCUGGUGACGGACGACGUGGAGAAGGCCGUUGCGCGGGUCAGAUUAGAUCAGCCCGGCUUCGACUCGCUGAAGGAGGAAUUGGGCCCGUCGCGGAAUACGUCGCUCCGUCGCGAUGCAACGAUGGACCCUAAGAUGGAUCCAGAUUACGAAGAGCCUGACAGAAUGAAGGACUCCGAGUCGGUCGAGGAUCUCAGUAUCACCGGCAACGUGCACGACAAACGAACCAAACAGCACAUCACAAUCACAAACGGCACUGUAUUCAACGGAACCUCGACCCCCAUCAAAGCCAAAUACGCGAGCGACGAGAAAGAGCUCGGCGACAUGAUGGCCGAUUAUCUCACGCACAAGUGUCACGUGGCCGACACGAUGAGCAAAAAAACGCGCGACGAACUGGACGAUCCGGAGAAAAAGCGGCAGAAAGUGAUCGCGGACGCCAACAAGAUAGUAUCUGGUGUAAUAGCAGACGCUGAGAAAGAGAAGGGGAAGUUAGCGAUGGAAGGGUGGUCGGUGGUUUGUGAUGACGAUGAUGAUGCGCGGGACGGUAAAGAGGCGCGGGGUGCGGUAGGACAGACGGUAAUUAACGUACGUUUAGACAGAGAGGCGGCCGCCGAGCCGGAGGGUAUAGUGCCGGUCGCCAAGGGCGUGGUCCCGAUGAAACCCGAGCAAACGCCGCCGUCCAUUGAGCCGCCGAUGGUCAGGCAGUAUCGCGACGUUAAGCCGGAGCCCGCCAGGGUUAGUUCUUCGAGAACCGUAGUUUCCGUUAGCGGUGAUCCGGAAGUAGGUAGUCAGACGAGGGUAGUCAAGACCACGGUGACCACGGUGGUGGUUUCCCCGGACAGAAGAGGAGACGUCGUCAGCGAGAAGGAGAAGCUCUCGAAGGAGGGCAAGGAGGUGGACGAGAAGUCUGCGGACGCGAAGGCUCCCGCGGAGAUAGCCGAUAAGGAGAGGAUGAAAGAGAAGGAAAGGAAGCCGGAGGUGAGAGCUCCCGUCGAGAAGGAGAAGGAUAAACCGGAGAAGUCGGCGUACGAGGACGUUUACAACGCGCAGCAGCCCGCGGAGGAGAAGGCGCCGGACGACGAGGCGAAGAAGUCGAAGGACAGAGGCAGCGGUAUCUUCUCGGGCAUCUUCAAGGGCGCGAAGCUGAAGAAGGGCAAGAAGGGCUCGAAGGACACGUCCUUCGACAGCGGCGACGAGGAGCCGAGGACCGUCGCGGCGAAGGCUCCGUCGGAGCAACAGACGGAGCAGCGGCCUCAACCUGCCGAGAAGAUGGCCGACUCCCGUUUCGACAGCGUGCUGCCGGAGAUCAUGGUGGCGCCGGACGUGAAGUCGGCGACCGUGGAUUUCCUGGACGACUCGAGGCGAGUCGCCGCGGGCAUGCACGCGCCUUACGAGGGUCUGACUAAAGCCGAGGACGCCGCCGAGGCGGCGAGCUCCGACGGCGAGGACAAGACCGGCUUCUUCUCGAGCCUGUUCAAGAGCAGCAGCAAGCCGUCGAAGAAGGACGAGACCGCGGACGGCGGCAUGGUGAUACCGGUGAUUCACGUGGAGAAACCGAAGGAGACCGCCGAGCAGAUCGCGAAGAAGGAGAGGAAGAGGCUGGCGGCGCUCGCGAAGGAGAGGGAGGAGCUUCUCGAGCAGCAGAUGAAGGAGAAGGCGAAAGAGGAGGAGGAAGCGGCGGCGGGCAAGCUCGCGGCCGUCGAGAAAGCCCUGAAGAACGGCACGAAGCCGGCGGUCGAAGACGACGCGAGGAAGGCCGCCACGGCGGACGAGCCGACGCACGGCAAGGACGACGAGAGGGACGAGGAGCAGCAGGCGAGGGAGAAGGGCGGCUUCUUCGGCAUCUUCAGGAGUCCGAAGUCCAAGGAGAAGCGGCUCGGCAAGUCGAAGGAGACGACGUCCUUCGACAGCGGCGACGAGGAGAUCCGGCUGGUCACGGAGAAACUGCUGGACGACACUCGGAAGAUCGCCGGCGAGCAGCCGAUCGCGCGCAAGACGGACGACGUCAAGGCCGCCGCUCCGGACGAAGAGGUGCGCACCUUCGUCUCGGCCGCGCUCUACGAGGCCGACACGCCGGCCGACAAGAUCGGCAAGUCCUACGACGUCGUUCAGACGAGGACGACGAUCGAGAGGAGCGUCAUUCACGAGGAGGUGAACGGGAAAGCGGACCUCGUCGGCAGGGAGAAGGAGCGGAAGAAGCCGGACGUUGAGAAAGCCGCCCCUGAGGUGAAGCCGGAAGCCACGGAGCCGAAGGCUCCGGAGGCCGCGGAAGAGAAGGAGGCGGCCGACGGUGAGGCCGGUAGGGAGAAGAGCGGCGGCUUCUUCGGCAUGUUCAAGAGCCCGAAGCUGAAGAGCAAGAAGCGCAGCCGGUCCCGCGAGCAGAGCUCCUCGAAGGAGACCUCCUUCGACAGCGGGGACGAGGAGGUCCGCUUGGCGACGGCGAAGCUGCUGGAGGACACGAGGCAGAUGGCGGAGGGCAGCGCGCAGCCCGGGGAGAAGCUGCCGGAGCAAGAGGUGAGCGCGAACACCGCCGUCGAGCAGAUCAAGAGGGACGAGAUGAAGAGGACGACCACCGGCAUCCCCGAGGACGAGGCGGCGGCGGUCGAGAAAGGCGGCGGCAUCUUCGGUAUAUUCAGGAGCCCCAAGCAAGCGAGGAGCUCCAGGAGCAGAUCCAAGGAGAAGACCCCGUCGCUCGAGCUGCCGACGGAUAGCGGCCAGGAAGACCUGCGGGAGAUGACGGCCAAGUUCCUGCAGGAUUCGCGCAACGUCGCGAUGACGACCGGCGGGACGGCUGAGCUGCCGGAGCAGCAGCCGAGACCGGACGACAGGUUGAUCGCAGAGGUGGGGAAGGUCGAGCGGCAGGUCGCGGCGGAGGACGUCGGGAAAGCCGUCAGGGACGGCAAGCCGGAGGAGAAGACGUCGGAAGUCGCCGACGAGGCCGCGAGGGACAAGGCGGGCAAGGAGGCGAAGAGAGCGAAGGAGAAGGGCUCGGGCUUCUUAUCCGGCAUCUUCAAGGGCGCGAAACACGCCAUGGAGGAGGUGACGGACGACGUGAAGGAGUUCCUGGACGAGACGAGGAAGGAGGCCGCCUUGGAAGAGGCGCGGGCGAAGGAAGCGGCAGCCGCCGGCUCGAAGGAGCUGGAGCGGAGGAAGGACGCCGCGGUGGCUGACGCGAAGGACGCCGCCGACAAAGCGGCGGCGGAAGCGAAGGUGAAGAAAGAGAAAGCCGCGGAGAAGGUGGCGGAUCUCGCGAGAGCCGCGGCCGCCGACGAGGCGGACGCGAGGAAGGUCGGCGAGAAGGUGGAGGCAACCGCGAAGGACGCGGCGCAGGCCGGCAGGGACGUUGAAGAAGCUGUCGCUGCGGAGGCGAAGGAAGACGCGAAGCUGGUGAAGGAGAAGAUAACGUCCGCCGCUGAUGCCGCCGCGGACACCGCAGUGGCUGCCAAGGACAAGGCCGUGAAGGAGGGGAAGAAGGCGAAGGAGAAGGGCAGCGGAUUCUUCUCCGGGAUAUUCAAGGGCGCGAAACACAGCGUGGAGGAAGCGACCGACGACGCGAAGGAGUUCCUGGAUGAGACGAAGAAGGAGGCUCAGCUGGAGGAGCAGCGGGCUAAGGAAAAGACUGCUGCUGGUCUUAAGGACUUGAAGGAGAAGAAGGACGCCAUUGUGAGCGGAGUUCAGGAAGCUGCUGACAAAGCCGUUUCCGACGCCAAGGACGCCAAGGACAAAACAGUCUCCGCAGUUAAAGACAAGAAGGAUAAGAUCGCGGAGGAAGCGUCGAAGGACGCGCGGAAAGUCGUCGACGCCACGAAGGCGGCCGGUGAGAAAGUGACCGAAGAAGCGAAGAAAGUCGAUGAGAAGAUCAGCGCGACCGCCGCUGACGUGGCUCAAGCAGUUAAGGACACCAAGGAUGCGGCGGUUAAGGAGGUGAAGGAAGACGCGAAAUUAGCGAAAGAGAAAUUAGCUGCGGGCGCUGAGGCCGUCGCGGAAUCCGCGGAGGCUGCCAAGGACAAGGCAGGCAAGGAGGCGAAGAAGGCUAAGGAGAAGACGAGUGGCUUCUUCUCCGGGAUAUUUAAAGGUGCUAAGCAUGCCGUGGAGGAUGCAGCUGAUGACGCGAAGGAGUUCGCGGACGAGACGAAGAAGGAGGCUCAACUGGAGGAGGAGCGCGCCAAGGAAAAGGCCGCCGCGGGUCUGAAGGAUCUGAAAGAUAAAAAGGACGCCGUCGUUAUCGGGGCUCAGGAAGCAGUCGAAAAAGUAGCAGCUGACGUGAAAGACGCCAAGGAUAAGACGGUGUCUGCUGUGAAGGACAAGAAGGAUAAAAUCGUGGAAGAGGUCUCGAAGGACGCUCAGAGAGUCACCGACACCACGAAGGCGGCCGGAGAGAAAGUCGUGACGGAGACCAAGAAGGUCGGUGAAAAGGUGGGAGCAGCUGCGGCAGACGUCGCCCAGGGCGUCAAGGAUGCCAAGGAUGCUACGGUGAAGGAAGUGAAGGAAGACACGAAAGUGGUGAAGGAGAAAUUAGCAGCUGGCGCCGAGGCUGUGGCAGAAACUGCGGAGGGAGCGAAAGACAAAGCGACCAAGGAGGCGAAGAAAGCCAAGGAGAAGACCAGUGGUUUCUUCUCGGGAAUUUUCAAGGGCGCGAAGCACGCCGUGGAAGACACAGCCGACGAUGUCAAGGAAUUCCUCGACGAGACGAAGAAGGAAGCUGCGCUGGAGGGAGAGCGUGCCAAGGAGAAGGUCUCUGCCGGAGUGAAGGACCUGAAGGACAAGAAAGACGUCGUUGUCACUGGAGCUCAGGAGGCCGCCGACAAGGCAGUUGCCGACGCGAAGGACGCCAAGGACAAAGCGGUGUUCGCUGUUAAAGACAAGAAGGACAAAGUUGCCGAGGAGGUGUCGAAAGACGCGCAGAAAGUCGUCGACAUCACGAAGGCGGCCGGUGAGAAAGUGACGGGAGAAGCGAAGAAAGUCGAUGAGAAGAUCAGCGCGACCGCCGCUGACGUGGCUCAAGCAGUUAAGGACACCAAGGAUGCGGCGGUGAAAGAGGCGAAGGAAGACGCAAAAUUGGCGAAGGAAAAAAUAGCGGCGGGCGCUGAGGCCGUCGCGGAAUCCGCGGAGGCUGCCAAAGACAAGGCUGGCAAGGAGGCAAAGAAGGCCAAAGAAAAAACGAGCGGCUUCUUCUCCGGGAUAUUCAAAGGUGCUAAACACGCCGUGGAGGAUGUGGCGGGCGACGUGAAGGAAUUCGUGGACGAGACGAAGAAAGAGGCUCAACUGGAAGAGGAGCGUGCCAAGGAGAAGGCCGCUGCGGGUUUCAAGGAUCUAAAGGAUAAGAAGGACGCCGCCGUUACCGGAGCUCAGGAAGCAGUCGAAAAAGUAGCAGCUGACGUGAAAGACGCCAAGGACAAGGCGGCGUCUGCUGUGAAGGACAAGAAGGACAAAGUCGCGGAAGAAGUCUCGAAGGACAGCCAGAGAGUCGCCGACAGCGCGAGGACGGCCGGAGAGAAAGUCGCUACGGAGACGAAGAAGGUCGGUGAGAAGAUAGGAUCAGCUGCGGCGGACGUCGCUCAAGGGGUCAAGGACGCCAAGGACGCGACGGUGAAGGAAGUGAAGGAAGACACCAAGUUGGCGAAGGAGAAAUUGGCCGCCGGCGCCGAAGCAGUCGCGGAAUCCGCGGAGGCUGCCAAGGACAAGGCAGGCAAGGAGGCGAAGAAAGCCAAGGAGAAGACGAGCGGCUUCUUCUCCGGGAUAUUCAAAGGAGCGAAACACGCGGCGGAAGACACAGCCGACGAUGUCAAGGAAUUCGUGGACGAGACGAAGAAGGAGGCUGCGCUGGAGGAAGAGCGUGCCAAGGAUAAGGUCGCUGCCGGAGUGAAGGACCUGAAGGACAAGAAGGACGCCGUCGUCGCCGGAGCUCAGGAGGCCGUCGACAAGGCAGUUGCGGGCGCGAAGGACGCCAAGGACGAAACAGUCUCCGCCGUGAAGGAGAAGAAAGAAAAGAUCGCGGAGGAGAUCUCGAAGGGUGCUGAAAAGGUAGCCGACGGCACGAAGGCGGCUGGCGAAAAGGUAGCCUCGACUGCCGCGGACGUUGCGCAGGGCGUUAAGGACACGAAGGAAGCGGCCGUUAAGGAAAUCAAGGAAGACGCGAAAUUGGCGAGGGAGAAACUCGCGGCUGCCGGCGACGCCGUUGCGGAGGCCGCGGAUGGCGCGAAGGACAAGGCGAAGAAAGCCAGAGAAAAGGGAUCGGGCUUCUUCUCCGGCAUCUUCAAGGGCGCGAAGCACGCCGCCGAGGAUACGGCCGAGGACGUCAAGGAACACGUGAGCGAUGCGAGGAAGGAAGCUGCGGAGGCGUCGGAGGACUUGAAACGCAAGAAGGACGACGUGGUAGCUAGCGUCAGAGACGUCGCGGACAAGGCGGUCGAAGGUGCGAAGGACACGAAGGACAAAGUCGCGGACGCAGCGGCUAGGGACGCGGAGAAGAUAUCUGAUACCUUGAAGGCAGUCGGCGACGACGUCUCCGCGAAGACGAAGGACAUCGGACGGGAGGCGGAGGCUACCGCGGCUGACGUCGGACGUGGUGCGAGGGACGUCAAGGAUGCGGUGAUUGCGGAAGCGAAGCACGAAGCCUGGGUCGCGAGGGAGAGAUUGGCCGGCGGGAUUGAGUCCGUCGCGGACACUGCGGAGGCUGCGAGGGACAAGGCGGCGAAGGAAGCGAAGAAGGCCAAGGAGAAGGGCAGUGGCUUCCUUUCCGGGAUAUUCAAAGGAUCGAAGCACUCGGUGGACAGCGCGGCGGAGGACACGAGGGAGUUCCUGGAGGAGACGAGGAAGGAGGCCGCGUCGGAGCAGGCGCGAGUCAGGGAAGCGACAGAGGCCGAGCUGAAGGACCUCGAGCGCAGGAAGGACGGCACCGUGGCCGAGGCGAGGGAAGCGAAGGACCGUGCGGCCGAGAAGGUGAGCGAGCGAGCCGCCGACGCGGCCAGGGUGGCGGGAGAGAGGACGGUCGCCGAGACGAAGCGAGUCGCCGGCGAUGUCGCGCAGGGAAUCGCGGAGACUAAGGACAGCGUGACGAAGGAGCUGAAGGAGGACGCGCAGGCGGUGAAGGACAAAGUCAAGGCGGCCGGCGAGGCAGUGGCGGAGAGCGCGGCGGCUACGAAGGACAAGGCGGCGAAAGAGGCGAGGAAGGCCAAGGAGAAAGGCAGCGGUUUCCUCUCGGGGAUAUUCAAGAGCGCGAAGCACACCGCGGAGGAAGUGUCGGACGACGCGAAGGAAUUCGCGGACGAGACGAGGAGGGAAGCCGCGGCGGAGGAAGAGCGCGCCAAGAAGAAAGUCGCCGGAGGUCUCAGGGAUCUAAAGGAUAAGAAGGACGCCGCCGUUACCGGAGCUCAGGAAGCUGCCGAAAAAGUAGCAGCUGACGUGAAAGAGGCCAAGGACAAGGCGGUGUCUGCCGUGAAGGACAAGAAGGACAAAAUCGCGGAAGAAGUCUCGAAGGACGCCCAGAGUGUCGCCGACAGCGCGAAGGCGGCCGGAGAGAAAGUCGCGACGGAAACCAAGAAGGUCGGUGAAAAGGUGGGAGUAGCUGCGGCGGACGUCACUCAAGGAGUCAAGGACGCCAAGGAUGCGACAGUGAAGGAAGUGAAGGAAGACACGAAAGUGGUGAAGGAGAAAUUAACCGCCGGCGCUGAGACUGUGGUAGAAAUCGCGGAGGGAGCGAAGGAUAAAGCUGGCAAGGAGGCGAAAAAGGCCAAGGAGAAGACCAGUGGUUUCUUCUCCGGGAUAUUCAAGGGCGCGAAACACGCCGUGGAAGACGCAUCCGACGACGUCAAGGAAUUUUUGGACGAGACGAGGAAGGAGGCCCAGCUGGAGGAGGAGCGGGCUAAGGAAAAGGCUGCUGCCGGUCUCAAGGACUUGAAGGAGAAGAAGGACGCCGUUGUGAGCGGAGUUCAGGAAGCUGCUGACAAAGCUGUUUCCGACGCCAAAGAGGCAAAGGACAGAGCAGUGUCUGCCGUUAAAGACAAGAAGGACAAGGUCGCCGAGGAAGUGUCGAAGGACGCGCAGAGAGUCACCGACACCACGAAGGCCGUCGGUGAAAAAGUGGAGGAAGGAACGAAGAAAGUCGGUGAGAAAAUCAGCGCGACCAUCACGGACGUGGCUCAGGGAGCUAAGGACACCAAGGAUGCGGCGGUUAAGGAGGUGAAGGAAGACGUGAAAUUAGCGAAAGAGAAAUUAGCUGCGGGUGCUGAAGCCGUCGCGGAAUCCGCGGAGGCUGCCAAGGACAAGGCAGGCAAGGAGGCAAAGAAGGCUAAGGAGAAGACGAGUGGCUUUUUCUCCGGGAUAUUCAAAGGUGCUAAGCAUGCCGUGGAGGAUGCAGCUGAUGACGCGAAGGAGUUCGCGGACGAGGCGAAGAAGGAGGCUCAACUGGAGGAGGAGCGUGCCAAGGAAAAGGCCGCCGCGGGUCUCAAGGAUCUGAAAGAUAAAAAGGACGCCGUAGUUACCGGGGCUCAGGAAGCAGUCGAAAAAGUAGCAGCUGACGUGAAAGACGCCAAGGAUAAGACGGUGUCUGCUGUGAAGGACACGAAGGAUAAAGUCAUGGAAGAGGUCUCGAAGGACGCUCAGAGAGUCGCCGACACCACGAAGGCGGCCGGAGAGAAAGUUGUGACGGAGACCAAGAAGGUCGGUGAAAAGGUGGGAGCAGCUGCGGCAGACGUCGCCCAGGGCGUCAAGGAUGCCAAGGAUGCUACGGUGAAGGAAGUGAAGGAAGACACGAAAGUGGUGAAGGAGAAAUUAGCAGCUGGCGCCGAGGCUGUGGCAGAAACUGCGGAGGGAGCGAAAGACAAAGCGACCAAGGAGGCGAAGAAAACCAAGGAGAAGACCAGUGGUUUCUUCUCGGGAAUUUUCAAGGGCGCGAAGCACGCCGUGGAAGACACAGCCGACGAUGUCAAGGAAUUCCUCGACGAGACGAAGAAGGAAGCUGCGCUGGAGGAAGAGCGUGCCAAGGAGAAGGUCUCUGCCGGAGUGAAGGACCUGAAGGACAAGAAAGACGCCGUUGUCACUGGAGCGCAGGAGGCCGCCGACAAGGCAAUUGCCGACGCGAAGGACGCCAAGGACAAAGCGGUGUCCGCUGUUAAAGACAAGAAGGAUAAGGUCGCCGAGGAGGUGUCGAAGGACGCGCAGAAAGUCGUCGACAUCACGAAAGCGGCCGGUGAGAAAGUAGCGGAAGAGACGAAGAAGAUCGGCGAGAAAAUCAGCGCGUCCGCCAUGGACGUGGCUCAGGGAGCUAAGGACACUAAAGAUGCGCUAGUGAAAGAGGCGAAGGAAGACGCAAAAUUAGCGAAGGAAAAAAUAGCCGCGGGCGCUGAGGCCGUCACGGAAUCCGCGGAGGCUGCCAAAGACAAGGCUGGCAAGGAGGCAAAGAAAGCCAAAGAAAAGACGAGCGGCUUCUUCUCCGGCAUAUUCAAGGGCGCGAAACACACGGCGGAGGACAUGGCUGACGACGCGAAGGAGCUCGCGGAGGACGUGAAGGAGGGAGCGGUCGCCGAAGGGGAACGCGCGAGGGCAUCCGCGGAAUCCGGUCUGACGGAUCUGAAGGACAAGCGGGACGGCGCGAUCAGCAGCGUGAAGGUGGCGAAGGACGACGUCGGAGCGGCUGUCAAGGGCGCGUCGUUUAAGGCGGCGGAAGAAUUAUCUGACGGUGUCCGCAGGGCCGUCGACGGCGCGAGAGACGCGGCCGAGGAGACCACCAUGUCGGCUCGACGAGGUUUCAUCGCGGAAGACGUCGUCGAGGACGCGAAGGAUGCGAUCGCGAAGGAGGUGAAAGAGGACGCACAGGCGGCGAAGGACCAAGCCUCGAAAGAAGCGAAGAAGGCGAAGGACAAGGGCAGCGGCUUCCUCUCGGGGAUGUUCAAGGGCGCGAAGCAGGGCGCCGAGGGCGCGACCGACGACCUGAGUAGAUUCCUCGACGAAAUGCGGAUGGACGCGUCGACAGGGACCGCGGCCGAGGGUCUGAAGGACCUCGAUCAUAAGAAAGACGCCGUCAUGGCGAGUGCCGCGAAGGAUGCCGAGGACAAGACGGCAGCUGCGAGAGAUGCGAAGGAUAAGAUCGCGCAGAAGGUGGCGUUCGAAGAGGUCGACAGAGCCGUCGUCGACGCGACGGUGAAGGCCGGAGCGAGGGAGGUUGGCGAGAAGAUUGACUCGGCGGCGCGCGGGGGAGUCGCCAAGGACGCGGUCGUCAAGGAGGCGCGGGACGACGCGAAGAUGGCGAGAGAAAAAAUAGCUGGCGUCGAAGGUGCGGCCGAGGACGCUGCUAGGGACAAAGCGAGCAAGGAAGCGAGGAAAGCUAAGGAGAAGGGAUCCGGCUUUUUGUCGGGCAUCUUCAAGGGCGCGAAGCACGUCGUGGAAGAUGCCACGGACGACGUGAAGGAGUUCCUGGACGAGACGAAGAGGGAGGCUCAGUUGGAGGAGCAACGUGCCAAGGAAAAGGCCGCUGCCGGUGUGAAGGAUCUGAAGGAUAAGAAGGAUGCUGUCGUCGCCGGGGUGCAAAGGACCGCGGAGAGAACUGCCGUCGAGACAGAUGCCGCUGUGAAAGAGAAGAAGGACAAGGUCGCCGAGGAAGUGUCCAAGGACGCGCGGAAGGUCGCCGACGCCGCGAAGGCGGCCGGUGACAAGGUGGCGGAGGAGACGAAGAAGAUCGGCGCGACCGCCGCGGACGCCAAGGAGGCUGCCGUGAAGGAAGUUAAGGACGACGCGAAGCUGCUGAAAGAGAAAUUGGCGGCGGGAUCAGCAGCUGUGACGGACAGCGCCGAGGCAGCCAAGGACAAGGCGGUCGAGGAGGCGAAGAGAGCUAAGGAGAAGGGAUCCGGCUUCCUGUCGGGCAUAUUUAAAGGCGCGAAACACGGUGUGGAAGAAGCGACCGACGGCGCGAAGGAGUUCCUGGCCGAGACGAAGAAGGAGGCUCAGCUGGAGGAGCAGCGGGCUAAGGAAAAGGCUGCUGCCGGUCUCAAGGACUUGAAGGACAAGAAGGACGCUGUCGUGAGCGGAGUUGAGGAAGCUGCUGACAAAGCCGUUUCCGACGCCAAGGACUCCAAGGACAAAGCAGUCUCCGCUGUUAAAGACAAGAAGGUUAAGAUCGCGGAGGAGGUGUCCAAAGACGCGCAGAGGGUCGCCGACGGCGCGAAGGCGGCCGGUGAGAAAGUGGCGGAGGGGACGAAGAGAGUUGGUGAGAAAAUCGGCGCGACUGCGGCGGUGAAGGAAGUUGAGGAAGACGCGAGGCUGGCGAGGGACAAAUUGGCGGCUGGAUCCGCAGCAGUGGCGGACGGUGCCGAGGCGGCUAAGGACAAGGCGGCGAAGGAUGCGAAGAAAGCGAAAGAAAAGGGUUCCGGCUUUCUGUCGGGCAUAGUAAAGGGCGCGAAGCACGCGGUCGAGAGCGCGAAGGGCGACGUCAAGGAGUUCCUGGACGAGAUGAAGCACGAAGCUGAAGUGGAGGAAAUUUGCGCCAAGGAUGCGGCGACGGCCGGCAUGAAGGAGUUGAAGGACAAGAAAGACGCUGUUGUCAGCGGCGCGAAGGACGCGACCGAUCGGACAGCCGCCGAAGUGAAGGAAGCCAGGGACAAGACCGUGGCGGCUGCGAAAGACACGAAGGUCGCCGAGAAGGUGUCCGAGGACCUGGACAAAGCUGCCGACGCGGCCAAGGCGGCCAGGGGCAAGGUGACAUCGGGCGCGAAGGAAGUCGGCGAGAAGGUGGAGUCCGCGACGCGCGACAUUGCGCAGGGCGCCAAGAACGUGAAGGACGCGACGGUGAAGGAAGUCGAGGAAGACGCGAGGCUGGCGAAGGAGAAAUUGACGGACGGUGCCGAGGCGGCUAAGGACAAGGCGGCGAAGGAGGCGAAGAAAGCGAAAGAAAAGGGUGCCGGCUUUCUGUCGGGCAUAGUAAAGGGCGCGAAGCACGCGGUCGAGAGCGCGAAGAGCGACGUCAAGGAGUUCCUGGACGAGACGAAGCACGAGGCUGAAGUGAAGGAAGUUCGUGCCAAGGAGAGGGCGGCGGCCGGUCUCAGGGAGCUGAAGGACAAAAAGGACGGCGUAACGGCCGACGUGAAGGACGCCAAGGACAAGGUCGCGAAAGAGACAGGCAAGACUGCGGCCGCGACGAGGGACGCGGUGGAGGAGCUGGCGAGCGAGAGCAGGAGGAAGGUCGGCGAGGAGAUCGAGGCGGACGCGAAGGCGGUGAAGGAGAAGUUGGCGAGGGACGCUCGGAAGACGAAGGAUUCCGGCUCGGACCUUCUCUCUGAAAUGGCCGAAGACGCGAAACGAGCGAAGCAGGACGUCGGCAGCGACGUGAAGGACUUCCUGGAGAUGGCGAGGCAAGAAGCGGCGGUCGAGGAGGCUCUCGCGAGGGAGGCCGCCGCGGCGAGACUGGAGGAGCUCGAGCGAGCCAAGGACAGGGCGGUCGACGAGGCGAAGUCAUCCGCGGCGAAAGCCGCCAAGAGCAAGACGGUUUCCGGCUUGAAGAGUGCGACCGGCAAGGCCGUCGGCGAGGUUUCCGGCGCUGCGAAGGCGAAGUCAUCCGCCGGGCAAGACGCGACGCAGAAGGCUAAGCGCACCAAGAGUGACGCCGUGGCGAGCGAAGCGAGGAGCGAGACGCGAGUCGUCAAGGAGAAAUUGACGACGGCUGGCGGCGAGGACGCGAAGGACGCGAAGAAAGCGAGGCAGAAGGCCGGCGGCUUCCUGUCGGGAGUGGUGAAGAGCGCCAGGAGCGUGGUAGAGGGCGCGACCGACGACAUGCGGGAGUUCCUGCAGGAGACGAAGCAGGAAGCGGAGGAGGCUCGCGCGAAGGGCGGCAGGUCGAACGGCGGCGCGAAGGACGGCAAGAGGAAGGCCGUCCCGAGAGCCGUCGUCACCAAGAGCGAGAGCAGCGCGAGAUCGUCGACGUCGUCGUUGUCUUCGUCGUCGUCGGUGACGACGAUCACGGAACUGCGCGCAGCAGGUGGCCACCGCGAGGUCACGCCCGUUCAGGACGCCGGCUCCGGCGACGCCGAGCAUUUAUCCGAGUCAGUUAGGGUUAAGAGAGUAUCUCGCAUUCCACAAAAGGUUAGUCCGGGUAAGGAGGUCGCGUCGGAGGUCGAUCCCGCUAGGUUAGAGGCAGUAUCCGCUGCGGUAGGGCACCCCGAGCCUCACACACGGCACACCGUCACCACUGUCGUGACAAAGUCUGUGCGAACGACCCCACCACCACCCGGUCUCGCCGAGUUCAGUGACAGUAGAACCGAAGACGUGACCGAGGAGGCUGCGAAGCGGGCGCAGGACCUGGCGAGCGAGCGGGCCCACACGACGAGCAAAGCAGGGCAUGAUUCGGCUGAGAUUGAUGGGACUGUAGAGAGGCAUGCUACUUCUGCUCCAUCAAAGCAACCUGUUCCCGCCCCGCGUCACUCCACCAAGCCGUCUACCAAAGCCGAGCUCCGUCUGGAGCUCGGCGACGUCUCACGAUUACCGUCGCCCGGCGCCACCGGCGGCAAAGGUAAAGCGCUCGAGCAGCCGACGACGCAGCAGGAGGCGGCGCACUCGCCGAGCAAGGGCAGCCCGAAGAGCAAGAUACCGGUGAAAGCGAAGAGGCAGCCCUCGGAGGAGAGCGAGGAGCCCGUCGAGAACGCGACGAUCCUGGCGAGAUCCCAGGGUGUCGAGUCCCCGAGGAGGGAGCCCGCCGCACCGAGGGCGACCUCGCGGACCAGCGUGCGAUGCGUCACCACGGAGUACACGGACGGCGAACUGACGACGAAGCGGACGAUAGAGCGGAGCGAGUUGCCGAGCGAGGCGACCCGGGCGUUCCGAGUUACGGAAAUGAUCCCGUCGACGAUGGGCGACGGUGCGACGGUCGAACAGCAGAUACGAACGAGGACGACGAGCGGCGACGACGACGAGGAUCCGUCGCUUCUCGACCCCGAGAAGCUGGAGGAGCUGCUGAAGACGGGCGGAGUCGUGGAGACGGUGAGGACGGUGACCGUCACCGCGGAGGCGGGCGCUCUGGAGCCGAUGACGCGCGAGGAGGUCGUCAAGAGGAUAAACCUGGUCGCCAGCGGCAUGCCGAGCGAGAUCUUCGACUUCGGCGACCGGUUCCCGGCGGACUCCACCGGCGGUAGCGGCACCACCACCACCACCACCAGGACGAUCAAGACCGACCGGUCGACGGACUCGGAGGGCACCGAGGUGCAGACGGUCACGACGGUGCGGCGCGUGACGAUGGAGAUGCCGGAGGUCGAGAGGACCGAGAGGAAGCUGGUGAGGACCGUGAUCUCCUCCGGCGGCGAGGACUACGAGGACGCUCUAAAGAGGAGCCUCGAAGAGCGGCUCGCGAGAACCGAGGUCGGGGACACCGCCUCGUGGGCGGCGGCGGCGGCUGCGACGACGGCCGCCGCCGUCGGUCGGCCGCUUACCAAGGACGAGAAGUCCGAAGUGGUCUGGCAGGAGGUGUCCUCCAGGCGGCAGGAGGAACGGCCGGAUCAGUGGGAGGGCUCGCGCUUCUCCCAGGACACCUCGCCCGGCUCCGGCAACGGCGACGUUUACGCCAACAACAACAACAACAACGACGGCGGCGGCGGUAACAACAACGUCAACAACAGCAACAAGAACGGUAGCGCGAGACACGAGGUGCACAGCGACACCGAUAGUGACGGUUCGCCGCAACCGAGAAGACGAUCCCCCAGCAAGAGGCGUACGUUGGGCAGUUCCAGCGGUUCGGAUGUAGCACUGCACGAAGGUGCGGAGCUGUCCCCGUUGGAGGACGACCAAGAAUCUGACUUUUUGCAACAUAGCGAGCCAUCCUUCAUGGAAACGACAACGAUCGAGGUGGAUCCUGUCACGCAGGAAAGUAUAACGACGACCACGCGAACGGAGACGAGAACGAUAACGUCCGCGGGAACCGGCGGUACGGACGAGCUGCGAGAAUCAAUGCAGAAGAUCAUGGACACGUUCAUGACGGAGGAGAGGAAGGACCACUAAGAGGGCCUGGCGACUGGAUGCUUCUUCAGGGCGGAGUCGCGAGACGGAAGAGAUACGGGAUGAGGGAAAGAGAGAGACAGAGAGAAGGAGACGAAGGAAGGAGGAGGAGGAAUCGAAGCCGAAUGGUCGAAGAGAGUCGACCUUCUUCGGGAGCCACCGAUCCUCGCGAGGGUUCGACGCGUCCUCGGGUGUCGAACGACGACGACGAGUUCUCGAUUUCCACACACCUUUAGAGAGAGCCGCGGAGACGCCGAGGGGACCCAUGCGACGUCCCCGUCGUCUCCGGGGCGCUUCACGCCAAGCAUGCACGAUGAUUUUUCAAACUACCACGCUCUCUCAUGGCCUAUGCUUCGGAUUUGCUUGCCUUUCCGUUCCGCUCAGUUGCCUUACACUCUUUGCGUUCUUCAAUCUCGCGCGAUCAAUCGACGACGACGAUGAUGAUUAUGACGAUGAUGAUUAUGAUGGCGAUGAUAUGAUGAUAAUGAUGUUGUGUAUUGUCGUUGCUAGUCCGACUAGCCGAUCCGCGCUAGUCUUCACUAUGCCAACCCGUCCAUGUACAACGCCUUUCUCGUGUUGUUCGAAGCCGAUUGCGAAUUGGAGGAGAGGUAGAAGGGGGAGGGGGAGGAGGAGGAGAGGAAAAGGAAAGACAGGCGAACGUGGUGAGCCGAGACGAGGUGGUGGUGAGAGUAUGGAAAGAGUAAGGACGAGAAUGGUGCGGAGAAGGAAGAAGGAAACGCGCGAACAAGGAGGGAGUGCGGCAGCAGCAGGAUAAGGAUCGUCUCGGGCGAACGAUCUGCCGAUAUCACCGCGAUCGUUUUAGGCUAGCAAGAUUCUCGCGAGAAUAGUCCGUUUAAGCUUUAGGAUGGUUGUAUAUCUCUAUCCGCGCAAUACAUCGCUUAAUAGGUCGGCAAUAUAUAUAUAUGAAAAAAAAAAUAUAUAUAUAUAUAAAUAUAUAUAUUUCAUUAACACACUUUCGACGAUGAACAAUUGACGAAGUUUCUGAGAGGGAAUGGGGAAAGUUUCUCGCUGUUACUCGACUCAGUCGCGAGUCCCGGCGCAAUAAACAAAAAAAAAAGAACAAAAAAAGGGGGGUGGAGGACGGGAAAAAUGCGAAAAACGAGCGGCCGCUUACCGUUGAUUCGAUUAGCAGCGAGCGAUAUAAAUGUUUUUAUGCAUCGGGAUAUAAUGUAAAUUUAACUUGUUUAAAAAAGGGAUAUUUCCUAACAGUUUUUAAUUGUAUAUAUAAUAAGUUCUUAGCGUAUAACUUAUAUAAAUGUACUAUGGAUACGAUUGUAAUAAUUAUAAGAUUCUAACAGGAA